Messenger RNA from Fusarium redolens, 910 nucleotides. RefSeq lists its product as uncharacterized. The record is from RefSeq and is a predicted model, not a curated record. Bases 408 to 689 code for a protein of 93 amino acids. NCBI's taxonomy places the organism in Eukaryota, Fungi, Ascomycota, Sordariomycetes, Hypocreales, Nectriaceae. The transcript has a single exon.
AUCGUCCAGCGCGAGUCCCGACAAGGCAUGCAUCACCGAUAAUCCGUGAUCAACUCCCUGUAAGACCACGGCACAUUUUAUGCUAAGUUUUCAGCUCUGUCCAAAUUGCGGGGAUGAUCGCCGUUCUUAAUCAGCCUUAUGCCCUCCGAUGGAACCCUGAGCUGGCCGACUUGACUUCUUUAGGCUUGGGAUGAGAAUGGUGAGACAGUGAAUCAUCGGUUAACUGCCUUUGUAAGUUAGAUAAGGCUGUAAGUGGCUUGCAGCUAAAUAUUAAAGCUAAGACGGUGAAAUUUUGGACCGUUGAUUGAUAGCGGUGUGUUGUAUUAUAAGAAGCAGAUAUCGCCCCAGCUUAGAGAUUCUUGUUCAUCAUCCUGCAGAGACAGAUUAAGCUUAAUUCUCAAUUCAUCAUGAAAUUCAGCGCCAUCCUCCUCGUUCUCGCCCCUCUCGUCUCCGCAGCUGCUUCAAAGGAGGCUGCGGCUGGGCUUCCCGACCUUGCUUCGGCCGGUGAGAAGGGUCAUGAUCUCUCAUCGCACGGCGAGGGACUUCAGCUCGCUGCCAGAGUCUGUCCUGCCAAGUUCCCGAGAAAGUGCUCCCUCGGAAACUUCUGCUGCCGAACCCUGAAGUGCUGUAAGAAGGAAUGCUGUCAAAACUCAGCGAGAUAUUGCAGCAAUGGUCGUUGCUAUAGAUAGAUGGCAAGUUAAUUAGGAUGAUGUAAGUUUCGAGACAAGCUUCCGUUGAGGAGAGGUACUAAUUGGUUGUAGCAUCUAUGGUGUGGCACUGGAUGGAUGCGAUUAGGUACUAGGGAGAUUUAAACCGGAAGAGGAUGCUCUACGCCAUGGGAUUUAGUUUGUCUGAAACGAGCUUGAAAACUACUAGUAUAAAUACAAAUGAACGACAUUUUACUUUAUAA